Molecule: messenger RNA, 1908 nt
Organism: Monodelphis domestica (gray short-tailed opossum)
Lineage: Eukaryota; Metazoa; Chordata; Mammalia; Didelphimorphia; Didelphidae
Product: N-acylethanolamine-hydrolyzing acid amidase
Biological process (GO): fatty acid metabolic process
Cellular component (GO): lysosome
Molecular function (GO): fatty acid amide hydrolase activity
Source: RefSeq, a predicted model, not a curated record
CAGGCACCCCAGGACUCCACCCCAAUCCUCUUCCUCCUCUGCCGGCUGCCAGCCCAGCUAAUUCUUCCCUGCUGGCUGGCUGCCCGGAACAACUAGGACUGAGCCAGACGCCCUUGGCCAUGGGUUUAGCAGCUGGGGGGGGCGGCCGGGCCGGGGGGCGCCUAGGCCCGAGGGCAUCCUGGACACUCGCCCUCUUCGUGGGGCUGCUGCUGUUGCAGCUGCAGGUGGGGAGCCGGGCCAGAGCCGCCAGCCUCCUCACGGGGCUGCUCCCUCCUCGCUUUAACGUGAGCCUAGACGAGGCGGCCACGCAGCGCUGGCUGCCCGUGCUGCGGCACUUCGACCCCGGCUUCCUGCGGGAGGCCUUGGCCACCGUCAUCGGGGAGGCUGUUCCCAGCUGGGUUCAUGCUGUGAUCCAACCGGUGGCAGAUGAAAUGGAGAAAUUCCUGCCUCAGCCCUUUGAAGGCGAGAUUCGGGGGAUGUGUGACAGCUUGAGUCUAGAUGUUGGGAACUGUAUCCUCAUCAAUCUUGCCUAUGAGUUCAGUGCAUUCUGCACCAGCAUCAUUGCCCAAGAUGCCAAUGGCAACAUUUACCAUGGCCGGAACUUGGAUUAUGCCUUUGGAAAUCUUCUGAAAAAGCUGACAGUAGAUAUUCAGUACAUAAAGAAUGGGCAGAUCGCCUACACAGGAACUACCUUCGUGGGAUACGUCGGUUUAUGGACCGGCCAAAGUCCGCACAAGUUUACUGUUUCUGGUGAUGAACGAGAUAAAGGUUUUUGGUGGGAGAAUGCUGUGGCAGGUCUUCUCAGAAAACACCAUCCUGUGAGCUGGCUUGUCAGGAAUACUCUGGAAGAAGCUGAGGAUUUUGAAGCUGCUGUGAUCAAACUGGCCAAAAUGCCCAUUAUUGCAGAUGUUUACUAUAUUGUUGGAGGCACAUCACCCAAGGAGGGAGUUGUAAUCACGAGAAAUAGAGGUGGUCCUGCAGACAUCUGGCCUCUUGAUCCCACAAAUGGACAGUGGUUCCGAGUUGAGACAAAUUAUGAUCACUGGAAACCACCUCCCAUAUGGGAUGACCGAAGAACACCUGCCAUCAAGGCCCUUAAUUCAACUGGACAAGAAAAUAUCAACUUGGAUACACUUUUUAAGGUUUUGUCAGUGUUUCCAGUUUUGAACAAUCUCACAAUUUACACCACAGUAAUGAGUGCAGCAAAGCCAGACAAGUACAUGACUCAGAUCAGAAACUGAGGGAGAAAGAUGUGAAAAGAAAAAAUUGAAUUCUCCAGGAGCUGCAAUUAAAAAAUAAAACCAGCCAAAUGCAUUGUAAUCCUUUGUGAAAGGCAUCCACUUUAAACUGCUCUAUCAUAUCCGCAUGGGACCCUUUGGAACCAGUUUUAGCAAAGAAUGAUGGCGGCAGCUGCUCAACGGCAUUGGAUUUUUUAAUCAUUCACCAAUGAUAUUCAGAAUUUCCCUAUUUUUAUUUAUUUCAUUUUGAAGAUCCUAAAAAGAGAAGAAGUGGAUGCUGUGGGUCUUACUCCUAGUCAAUCUCAGAAUUCAUGCUAUCUCCGUGUCACAGGCUAUCCACCAAGAAAGUGAACUGGGGAAGACGCAUGAGCCAUUGUAAAGUGAAAGCAUUGAUGCCUUCCAUUUUGGAUAAUGAAAGUGUGAUGAUCUUUUAUUAUAUUUUUCUAUGCAAUUGAUAUUUUUGAUCUUUUAUGAAUUUUCUGUUUAAAUUUUCUGUUUCACUUGAGUCAGUUUAAAAAAAAAUAGCCCAUUUUCUUACUGCUCCUAAAUAGUGAUCUGUCAUCCCAGCUAUUGCUAUGAUUAUGUCGCUUGCUGGGCUGGGCAACAUAGUGUUAGGGAUACUGAUAUGUCAUUCCGAACAGCUAAAUAAAAGUUUUAUAGAAAUACUGUA